AGGGGGCGGUACUAGAGAUGUGUUGCGUUGCGUGUCUCGGUAUUCAAAACUGAUGAGAGGGGAGAUAUUUAUUUAAUUCACAGCAGCCUUUACAGUUUGAUAAUACUUCUGCGUAUUUAAUAUAACUGUUAAGCAAAGGUCAUGUGGAAAAAAUAGCGAGUAAUUUUUUCCAUCUAACGGUGGUUUCUCUUCCCGGUAAACGGUGUCUGAUAUCGCGAGCGCUCGAGACUGGUGCAUGUGCGUCUAUUCACGCUGUUAAAGCCGUUUCUGGGGCGGAUAGGUGUAUCUCCUUAGGGUUUCGGUUCUCUUACUUUCUAGGAGCAUUGGAUUUCUACUGCGUUUGAUCAUGAAUUCGGGUCAAAAUGUGGAGUACAUGAGCGUUGGAGCUGGAAGAGCAGGCAGAUGCGUUGAGGAUGACGCGGAUUCAGACAGAGCUGCUGGCGGAGACUCGCUGAUGGUGGCCGAAGAGAGACAUCCGAGAUCUGCCAGUCCCCGCGGUGUAAACGGGGAUGAUGACUCUGAAGCGGAAUCCCACCAGGAUGGCCGUAACGUGGCUGUGGACCCGGAUACUAGAAGGAGGGCGUUCAGCUGGUGCCGUGACUUUCUGUCCGGAUCAUGGAAGGCUAUAUCGGAAAAUAACUUUCAGAUCAAAAUUGUCAGUGGAGGACUCAGUAACCUGCUGUACAUGUGCAGUUUACCCACUGAUGUUCAGCCCACUGGGGUCGAACCUCGACGAGUUCUGCUCCGGAUCUACGGGGCCAUUCUACAGGGAGUGGAUUCUCUUGUUUUGGAAAGUGUGAUGUUUGCCAUUUUAGCAGAGAGAGAGUUGGGCCCACGUCUUUAUGGCAUUUUCCCAGAAGGCCGUCUAGAGCAGUACUUGCCCAGUAAUCGCUUGCGUACGGAGCAGUUGGGGUUCCCAGAGAUCUCGGCUGAAAUAGCCAGUAAAAUGGCACGAUUCCAUGGGAUGGCAAUGCCGUUCAACAAGGAACCCAAAUGGCUGUUUGGAACCAUUGACCGGUACAUGGAACAAGUUAAAACAAUCAAAUUUGUGCGUGAAGCUCACAUCAAGAAAUUUAACAAGCUAACUAAAUAUGAUCUUCCUGCAGAACUGGAAAAUCUGAGGUCACUGCUGGCAGCUACUCCCUCUCCAGUGGUGUUCUGUCAUAAUGACGUACAAGAAGGCAAUAUCCUCAUGUUGGAUGGCCAGGAGAAUUCAUCUGACAAACUAAUGCUUAUUGAUUUUGAAUACAGCAGCUAUAACUACAGAGGCUUCGAUUUUGGGAAUCAUUUCUGUGAAUGGAUAUAUGACUACACGUAUGACCAGUGGCCCUUCUACAAGGCAAAGGUGGAGAAUUACCCUAACAGACAACAGCAGUUACAUUUUAUCAGACACUAUCUGUCAGAAAGGGGAAGUGUUGCACCUGCAGACCAAGCCAGGAUAGAAGAGGUCAUGAUCAUUGAGGCAAACCGGUUUGCCCUUGCGUCUCAUUUCCUCUGGGGUUUGUGGUCCAUUAUUCAAGCCAAGAUCUCCAAAAUCGAGUUUGGAUACAUGGACUAUGCACAGCACAGGUUUGACACAUACUUCAAACAGAAGAAGCUCUUUGCCUAAAUCGUACUUGCAGCAUGUGCUUUAGGAUAUCAUUUUGCAUCACCUAUUGUUUAGGUAUAUAUUU
Molecule: messenger RNA, 1673 nt
Organism: Carassius carassius (crucian carp)
Lineage: Eukaryota; Metazoa; Chordata; Actinopteri; Cypriniformes; Cyprinidae
Product: choline/ethanolamine kinase-like
Exons: 11
Coding region: 347-1609 (420 amino acids)
Biological process (GO): phosphatidylethanolamine biosynthetic process; CDP-choline pathway
Cellular component (GO): cytoplasm
Molecular function (GO): choline kinase activity; ethanolamine kinase activity
Source: RefSeq, a predicted model, not a curated record